AUAUUUCCAUAAAUCUAGAACCCUAAAAUCUAAAUGGACUUUUUAUUUGUCCAUAAAUAUGUAACAUAAAGGACUCCAUUAUGAUGAAAACUAAUUUUCUUCAGCUGAAGUCAUUUUGCUACUAAGAAAAUCCAUUCAGGUGUGUUUAAUAUCAUAUGGCAGUUCUUGACAUAUUUUAUAUCCUUCUAGGCUCUGAGAAUUGGAAAACCAAGAAGGUUUUGAUGUUUUGUGUGGCGCCAGCUGAAUUAGAAACCAAGAUGAACAUAACCAAAGGAGGCCUGGUGCUGUUUUCAGCCAAUUCCAAUUCAUCUUGUAUGGAGCUGUCAAAGAGAAUUGCUGAGCGGCUGGGGGUGGAAAUGGGCAAAGUGCAGGUUUACCAGGAACCUAACCGAGAAACAAGGGUACAAAUUCAAGAGUCUGUGAGGGGAAAAGAUGUUUUUAUCAUUCAAACUGUUUCAAAGGACGUGAACACCACCAUCAUGGAGCUCCUGAUCAUGGUAUAUGCGUGUAAGACCUCUUGUGCCAAAAGCAUUAUUGGUGUGAUUCCCUACUUCCCUUACAGCAAACAGUGCAAGAUGAGAAAAAGAGGCUCCAUUGUUUCUAAAUUGCUGGCUUCAAUGAUGUGUAAAGCUGGUCUGACUCAUCUUAUUACUAUGGAUUUACACCAAAAGGAAAUUCAGGGCUUCUUCAAUAUUCCUGUUGAUAAUUUAAGAGCUUCUCCCUUCUUAUUACAAUAUAUUCAAGAAGAGAUCCCGGAUUACAGGAAUGCAGUGAUUGUAGCCAAGUCUCCAGCCUCAGCCAAGAGGGCACAGUCUUUUGCUGAGCGCCUUCGACUGGGCAUUGCGGUGAUUCACGGAGAAGCUCAGGACGCCGAGUCCGACUUGGUGGACGGACGGCAUUCCCCGCCCAUGGUCAGGAGUGUGGCUGCCAUCCACCCCAGCCUGGAGAUCCCCAUGCUGAUUCCUAAAGAAAAGCCCCCAAUCACAGUUGUUGGUGAUGUGGGAGGAAGGAUCGCCAUUAUUGUGGAUGACAUUAUCGAUGAUGUUGACAGCUUUCUCGCUGCAGCAGAGACUCUGAAGGAAAGAGGGGCGUAUAAGAUCUUCGUGAUGGCAACGCACGGCUUGUUAUCUUCCGAUGCCCCCCGACUAAUUGAGGAAUCUGCCAUUGACGAGGUGGUGGUUACCAAUACAAUUCCACAUGAAAUCCAGAAGCUCCAGUGCCCCAAAAUCAAAACUGUUGACAUCAGCAUGAUCCUUUCAGAAGCCAUCCGCCGGAUUCACAACGGGGAGUCCAUGUCCUACCUUUUCAGAAACAUAGGCUUAGAUGACUGAAGAGCUUUCUUUCCUUAGAGCUCCCAAGAGGCAAACUGGAACGUGAGAAUGUGUGCUGAGAGAGAUCAGGCCAGACUUGAUGUAUUUCCCAGGGACCAUUUGUGUUUUGUUCCUUUCUUGUUCAUUACUAUGAAGACAGACCAACUGUUUGUCAAUUUGGGUGUUUGUGAGUUUUUUGGGCAAUUUUUAUAAAAGAAAAACUGUAUCCUCCUCUUAAAUAAAACAAGUUAAGACCUUA
Eptesicus fuscus (big brown bat) is the source of this 1569-nucleotide messenger RNA. It is a transcript of the gene PRPSAP2, whose product is annotated as phosphoribosyl pyrophosphate synthetase associated protein 2. The record is from RefSeq and is a predicted model, not a curated record. Gene Ontology annotation, molecular function: magnesium ion binding; ribose phosphate diphosphokinase activity. Bases 156 to 1331 code for a protein of 391 amino acids. Lineage: Eukaryota; Metazoa; Chordata; Mammalia; Chiroptera; Vespertilionidae. Gene Ontology annotation, cellular component: ribose phosphate diphosphokinase complex; cytoplasm. The transcript has 10 exons. Gene Ontology annotation, biological process: 5-phosphoribose 1-diphosphate biosynthetic process; purine nucleotide biosynthetic process.